AUGCCUAUCGGUGCCUUUUUCCCGUCAUCCCCAGCCUCUGUUUCCCUCUCCCCCUUCCCUCCAGACAGCGUUUCUUCUGCUCGUGUGCAGCUAUUCAGUGGCCACUUUGUCGCACGCUACCCCUCCCCUGCGCUGCUUCGAUGCUGCCUCCAGCUUUACGUAGGAGCAAUUCGCCACUUGGAAGUAACUCCGCAUCCUAGCAGCGGUUGUCUUGCGCCUCCAGAGGCCCUCUCGGGUGUAACUGAAUGUCGAGGAGCCUUUGGAGCUUCCGGCAGUCUUACGGUGUGCUGCAUUCUGUGGACGCCCCUUGAAGAUCCCUUUGAAGUUUUCUCCAUUUCCCAAGGCACAUACUGGCUUCCAGGAUGGGGACGGAGGGUUACUGCGGCAGUCUCGACGCGUCCCUGCCGCAAGCAGAACGCCCUUGGUCAGGAUGAUGCAGAAGUGCAGCAAGACUUGGAAAUAGCUGUUUCUUCUUCACUUUCGAAUUCUCUGAAAACAGAGAAGGCGGAGACAGGAGCAUCCUCCUCAGUGGUAGCGGCCUCUGCGGAAUUUGAUGGGGGAACACCCAUCGCCUUCCUAUCGGUGUUGCACAUCCAUCAGAGACUAGCGCACGAUCUGAGCAUAGAAACACACCCCUUUAGAGGAGCCGAUCCAUGGACUAGUCCCCACAAUGUUAUGAGCAACAAAGCCACUCCAUAUGUCCCCAAAAAGCCUUGCAUCUCCAUCCUAGGAACCGCCAUACUCCCCCUCGCUCAUCUUCUUGCCACCAGUAGGAAGUCUGUGCAACGUGUAGACUGCAUGCGUAAAGAGCGGGAAGGUCUUCUCUCCGUCACGGUAGGGAUGGAUGGAAAAAUCAAAUUGAUGACGCAGUUAAAACUUUUUAAACAUGAGGUACGUUCCGCUCCGAGAAGGAUGACAUGCACUGACAUGCACUGGCUUGCAUGGAAAAGUCUGUCCUAUCUCCUGUAUUGUUCUAUACUUUCUGUGUAG
Messenger RNA from Cyclospora cayetanensis, 990 nucleotides. RefSeq lists its product as uncharacterized. The record is from RefSeq and is a predicted model, not a curated record. The transcript is spliced from 2 exons. Lineage: Eukaryota; Apicomplexa; Conoidasida; Eucoccidiorida; Eimeriidae. Bases 1 to 990 code for a protein of 329 amino acids.